AUGAGCUCCAAACGGCGAUCGGCUGCUGCAGCUUCCCCAGAUGUCAGAUCCCGGGCCAAACGUCAAAAGUUCUCCGAGGACAACCUUGUGGAGAUGUCCAGUCGCGCAUCUUCCCACGUGGAUUCCGAUGAAGAUGAAGCCCCAGAAACCCAGGAGUCCGAAGUAGACUUCGAGGGCGACAGUUUACAAAGCGCGCAAGACAAGAUCAUGUCCGAGUUGACCAGGCUUCAGGACGAUGAUGGUCAAGAGGUAGCUUAUCCGUUCAUCGGGAAACCGGACCGAACCCUAUACCGAGACUAUUACGAGCUCAUUCAGCACCCCGUUUCGUUGCGGAGUAUCCAAAAGAAAGUCCGUGGCACCGAUAGCCGGAAGAACACGUCCAAGACAACUGCAUACCCCACGUGGCAAUCCUUUGAGGAAGAGGUCAGCUAUAUUUGGCGAAAUGCCAGGGAGUACAAUGAAGACGACAGUGAGAUCUCGGCUCUCGCGGGGAUCUUAGAGGUAAGUUUGUGCAUCGUCUUCGUGCUCCAUUGGUCUGCUGACGUGGAAUCUCAGAGUUACUUUGGGCAACGAGUUGCAGAAGCCAAGAAGCUUGUUCCAAAUCCCCAGACAGAUGACACUCUUGAGAUGCCUCGCAUUAAACUGAAGAUGAGCACAUCUGGGCCCCCAGUAGCGGGAGAGUCGACCGUGAGAAUGCCUGAGAGCUCUAAUACAAUAACGCAACCCAACGGCCAGUCAGCGAAUAUCAUGGCCAACCAAGAAUCCUCACGCCCACAUCAAGGGACAUCCAGUGGAUCAGCUGGGCAGAAUGUCAGUACGUCUCCUCGGACACGGUCUCUGAAGACUCUCGACAGCCCCGGGCCAAGCGUUGCGACCACAUCUACCUCCGAUCAACUAAAUCCCUCGGUGGGCGCACGCGGGCUAUCCGGCUUGGUAAAGAAUGAACCGCCCAUGUCGAUGUCUACAUCGCAGGCCCCUUCGCAUGCAAUUUUUGGCACCAUGGCGGACAAUGCCCACGACCUUUCUUCGCCCAAUAUAUCAUACCAACACACGGGACCAUCGCCGAUGGAUUCUGUCUUAAGGCGACCGGGUCAAGAUUCAAGCACGGCUCUGAUUCGUAAUGUUCGAAUUGCGACACAUGCUUCUUUAUCAUUGCAACCUGACUUCUGCCUGGACAUUCCACCCUCGUCGCUUGUGUCACAACAAACCAUUACAAUCCAUCUUCCCCCGUCCCAUAAUCUACUGACCCUCAAGCCUCGCUUGGCGGCCAGCACGAGCCAACGACAGGUGAAGAUAGUUGCUCUAACAGGUAUGCAGCGCCUUCACUCAUCUGGCGAUGCGACUGCACCCGCAUAUGAUAUACGACUGCACCCAGGCAUGACCAAGGUGGACUUGGAGGCCAUAGUGGGACCAGCCAAGGGCGUUCCCCGGACUGGCCCGCCCGGCGCUGAUGUAGAGUAUGAACGUGUCACAAUAUUCUUCAACCUCCUGCGCUGA
Messenger RNA from Penicillium salamii, 1497 nucleotides. The record is from the annotation of a GenBank genome assembly. NCBI's taxonomy places the organism in Eukaryota, Fungi, Ascomycota, Eurotiomycetes, Eurotiales, Aspergillaceae.